Molecule: messenger RNA, 631 nt
Organism: Cylicocyclus nassatus
Lineage: Eukaryota; Metazoa; Nematoda; Chromadorea; Rhabditida; Strongylidae
Source: the annotation of a GenBank genome assembly
GAAGCAAGCCCAGGUCUGUUUGAACGUUUUCAUCACUACUCGCUACUGUAGUCUCAGUUUACAUGAUUUGAUGUGGUUAGCAACCCGAACAUUUGCACCUUUAUCUAAUGGCAGACAGCUUCUUAGCAUUGCUUCUGUAGCUUCAUUCAAUUUCGCAUGCCCUCUUUCAAAUCGACCACUACCACCAAAAACGAGAAGAGUUGAAUAUAACUACGGUGGUCGAAAGUAUGUCGGAAUUGGCAAGCUUGGUGACACACUUUUGGAUGUCGUUCUUGAUAACGAAAUGCCUUUUAUUGGUUUCGGAUCCUGUGGAGGUAAUUGUGCUUGUUCCACAUGUCACGUUAUCCUCACACCGGAACAUUUCAAACGAGUUGAUCGAAUAAAUCCCGCGAGUGAAGAAGAGAACGAUUUGUUAGACGAAGCUCCCGAACUGACCGAUUAUUCUCGCUUGGCUUGUCAGGUCCCACUAGAUCGAAAAGACCCCGAGACGCUUGUGGUCAAGGUGCCGCUGGAAAAAGCAGACGCUCGUAUCAUGAAAUGAUCGGCAUCAAAGAGCAUCAGUUAGCCGAAUUAGUAAGAAUAAUGUUCAUAAAACGCUCGACCUUCCAAAUUUUUGUAAACCCAAUUUGCU